This is a messenger RNA of Cydia strobilella, 2168 nucleotides long. RefSeq lists its product as uncharacterized. The record is from RefSeq and is a predicted model, not a curated record. Lineage: Eukaryota; Metazoa; Arthropoda; Insecta; Lepidoptera; Tortricidae. The coding region runs from base 549 to 2168 and encodes 539 amino acids. The transcript is spliced from 4 exons.
AAAAGCAUAACAGGUACAGUAUCAAUUUAAAAUCAAUCUUAUUGUUGAGUUAGUAGGAUAUGAAUUGGUUUAACGGUCGUUUUAUUUGAAUUUCGAAUAGCGCGUGCCAUAAGGGUGCGCGUACGCCGCGACCCCAAGUUUUUUUGAAAUAGGUACAGUUGACGGUUAUCCGUUGAACGAGACAUACGUGUACAUUAUUAAUAAUUAUGAAGUAAUAAUAAUAUAGUGAAGUAAUAAUAUAGGCUAGAAAAAGUAUACCUAAACAGAUUAAGAAAGGUGUACGUAAGUGAAUAUUUUAAUAAGUUUAAAAAGUGAAGUGUAAAAGUUGCGUUCUUAAAAAGUGAUCGUUAAAUUUUGAAAAAGUGAACGGGAAAGUCAAGUGUUUACGAGAUCUUAUGUAAUAGGUGAAACAUUGUGACUUUGUAAUAAUAAUAAAGCAAGUAAUAAAAGGACGAGAGCACAAUACCUUAACGGUCAUGCUUUGAAGCACACCCCUUUCUAAGAAACUCAACGGAACCACGCACUCGGGGAAACCUUACGCUUAUAAUAUGGAUUCGCCUAAAAUAGUAUAUAAAUAUUACUCAAACCCGGCCUUUUGCGGGCAGAGCGAAGCUUACACAAAAUAUGUCAAAAGUCCGGACAGAAGAAUGUCUCCGCUAGGCGGGAAUUCGCCAAGAAAAGUCGAAUACAGCAACAGGAUACUGAGGACAGAUAUUUCUGAUAAUCCUUUAAGGAUAUCGCCAGCAGGCGCUAUGAGAAACAGAGAUGAGCCUCCAGAAUUGCCGCCGAAACCGCCGAAGUUCCAAAAACAGUUCCAUAGGCAGUCUUCUUUGAUGUGCAAGCCUACACGAACUCCAGUCAGAUGUAGGACAAGGAGUGAAGACUUGGAAAUGGCACAAUUUAAAUUACAAAAGACUAAAUACGAUAGAAACGCUGAAAGGGAUGAUGGUUUGGAAGACAGCCGUGUUAAACACAGGUACGAAGUUAUCAGAGACGAUUUUGAUGAUCUAGCAGACUAUUCUCCAACGAAAAAGAGGAUAAUAGAAGCGAAUGCCAACGAAAUAGAAGAAUAUAACGUCGACGCGCCAGAUGAACACGAAUUGAAAGAAAUACCAACUGAAAUUGUCAAGACUGUAAAUGGAAAGACGCAUAGAUACGCAAUAGUACCUUCAGACGAUGACGAACCAGUUAAAAAAAACAGUGUUACCAUAUCAAGCCCUGUAAUGACUAAAAAGAAUAUAAUAGCGACACAGAAACUACAUGAACUGCUAUCUACGCCUAGGAAAUUAAAGAGCUAUGCCAGUCAACCGUCUGUAAGGAUAACUCCUAAUAAGGCUACAAGUCCAAAUCGGUAUACAGGAACUCCUCAAAAGAUUACGCACAGUACACCUACUCAUGGCGUUACUCCUUCAAAAUCAUGUGCUAACUUGACGUCUCCAAGAAAUGCCACGUCUCCUAUAUCUCCAAAAGCUCAACAGAAGUUACAUUACGGGACUCCAGAAGAGUUUGAAAGGCAUGAUGUGUUUGUGACUAGUUUUAGGGAGAAGAGUCGGGAGCGGAGUUUUGAUAUGGACAGGAGAGAAAUAAGUAGGGAGAGUAGGAGGGAUUAUGAAAGAAGGAGUCCAAAGAAGGAGAAGAAGAGUACGGCGGUUAUUGUUCCCAGGGUAGCAGCACCACCAUCAGUGUACUCCGAAGAGACAUACAAAUCCUUCAACAGCACGAAAACCAUGAGCGCUGCCGCCGCGUCACUCACUAUAGCAGCUUUGAUGCUGACUCUGAGCGGUGGACUUACUACUGGACUUAGCUUUUAUAUGAUGUAUACGCUUGGCCGACGGUACUAUCUAGACUUUGGAGUGCUCGCGGGCUUCACCUGUUUCCUUUUGGGGCUUUUAGGACUGCGCUCGCGCCGCCACCAGCUGCUGCCGAACAGGAACUACAUUUCAGGCUACAUCGUUCUCUCCUCCUUCUCCCUCCUCAGCGCCUUCGGUCUCCUCCUGCUCCUCUCGAUCCAGCCCACGCCCGGGACGCCGCUCAGCGACAUAACCUCAGGCGCCGUGUGCGCCGUGUCCGCAUUAUCGUUGUUCGUGGCGACCUUGGGAGUUUUAGCUUCGUACUGCUGUGCGAGAGAUCCGCCGGAUAAUAGAGUAGGGACAGUGAGAUGGCAUUAG